Molecule: messenger RNA, 1000 nt
Organism: Betta splendens (Siamese fighting fish)
Lineage: Eukaryota; Metazoa; Chordata; Actinopteri; Anabantiformes; Osphronemidae
Product: elastase-1-like
Exons: 8
Coding region: 109-912 (267 amino acids)
Biological process (GO): proteolysis
Molecular function (GO): serine-type endopeptidase activity
Source: RefSeq, a predicted model, not a curated record
GACAGGAGCUGGCACCGAACGCCGUGUUUCUCAACAGUGGCCCCCUGAGGGUAUAAAACGGCAGCCCACGGCCCACUUCAGUGCAGAAAGUUUCAGCAGACUGCAGAUAUGCUCCGGUGUCUCGUGUUGACCUGUCUCGCAGCCCUCGCGCUGGCCGAGCUGCAGCCCCAGCCCCGCUACCUGGAGGCGGAGGAGCGCGUUGUGGGGGGGGAGGUGGCCAGACCCAACUCCUGGCCCUGGCAGAUCUCCCUUCAGUACCUGUCUGGUGGCAGCUACUACCACACGUGUGGAGGAACCCUGAUCAGGAGGGGAUGGGUCAUGACUGCCGCUCACUGUGUGGACAGAUCCAUGACCUGGCGUGUUGUUCUCGGGGAUCACAACAUCAACACCCAGGAGGGCAGGGAGCAGUACAUGACCGUGAGCCGCGUCUACGUCCACCCCAACUGGAACAGCAACAACGUGGCUGCAGGAUAUGACAUCGCUCUGCUGCGUCUGACCUCUGACGCUACGCUCAACACCUACGUCCAGCUCGCCACCCUCCCUCCUGCCAACCAGAUCCUGCCCAACAACAACCCCUGCUACAUCACCGGAUGGGGACGCACCCAGACCGGGGGUCAGCUCUCCGCUCAGCUCAAGCAGGCCUACCUGCCUGUUGUGGACUACCAGACCUGCGCCAGCUCCGGAUGGUGGGGCAGCACCGUGAAGAACACCAUGGUCUGCGCCGGGGGCGGCAGCGACUCUGGCUGCCAGGGCGACUCCGGCGGCCCCCUGAACUGCCAGGUCAACGGCAAGUACGCCGUCCACGGUGUGACCAGCUUCGUGUCCUCCUCGGGCUGCAACGCUUACAGGAAGCCCACCGUCUUCACCCGCGUCUCCGCCUACAUCAGCUGGAUGAACGGCAUCAUGGGCUGAGAAGGACGAGAGACGAGGGACGAGACUCUGCUCUGGGUUCAUCUCAGUUUCUGACCAGCUACAUCAAAAUAAAUUCCUGUAAUGUGCA